AUGGCGGUGACCUUCGUGAGUUUGCUCCUCCUUUUCCUGGUCGAGGGGCAGGGGCUGAAAUUUUCUGACAAGCAGGACUUCGACUACGACCAUUUGCAAAAGAGCAUUGUACGUAUCGAAACGGUCGGAGCAAGCUUCGACUGGUUUCGGCCCUUCAACCCAAGAGACGGCCUCGUAAGCCUUGGAAGUGGCUUCAUCGUCCAAACGGAGCCGUAUAUCCUGAUUGCUACGAACCAGCAUGUCAUCAAUGAUGCCUUGCGAGUGCAGAUUCAGCUGCUACUUCACAGUCAGGCGAAGUGGGACGUCAACAUCGUGUCUGCAUGUCCCAAGUUUGAUCUCGCUCUGCUCACCCUCAAGUCCGACAAGGAGUUCAAAGCCGACCUGGCCAAGGCAGGGAUCCAACUGGAGGCCUUGACCUUGUCAAAGAAGGUCGCUGAAAUGGGUCAGGAUGUGGUGGCUUUGGGCUUCCCCCUUGGCCAAAAUUCCUUGAAGAUUUCGAAAGGCAACGUGGCUGGAAAUGAGUUCGUCAACAGCAACCUUUGCAUCCAGUCCACAGCACCAAUUUCGCCAGGAAACAGUGGCGGCCCUCUCUUGGAUGAUGCUGGUUCAGAGGUCCUUGGUGUGAACUUUGCAGGCGCUACUCGAGGUGAGAACAUCAAUUACGUGAUCCCUGCCUUCCGGGUUCAGGCUCUCGUCAACCUGCACCUGAAGGAGCAGCAUGGAGCUCCUUGGCGUCGCUUGGGUUUUCGAACACCUGGACACGGCCUUACCGCAGUACAUCCGAACCAGGCCCUGUACAACUUUACUUCGGGCUGCGAGGAGGGUGUGUACAUCGGCCGCGUUCGGCAGGAUGGCUUCAUGAGCAAGGCACAGCCCGAAAUCCGGCCAGGCAGCAUGCUGGUAGCAGUCAACGGGAAGGCCCUGGAUGGGUUUGGCAAAGCCGACAUCAAGGAGCUCAUGUUGGGCAAGGAGCGCAGCAAGUGCAUGUCCCGCUCUGUAUUGUGCUCUUGUGCAUUGCUCGAAGCCGAUCAGGCUGCCUUGGACGACCUCUUCUUCAUCCAGCCAGACUUGGAAGCGGAGGCCGUCGCAUGUUUCAGCUUGUUGAUGGUUGUCGUCAAUCUCUCUACGAAGGUGUCUUUCGAGACUUGCUUCAGGGGCACGAAGCGUCUUCACAAGGCCGGCUUUCAGCGCUUGCCCUUAGACUAUUAG
This is a messenger RNA of Symbiodinium sp. CCMP2592, 1209 nucleotides long. Lineage: Eukaryota; Dinophyceae; Suessiales; Symbiodiniaceae. The record is from the annotation of a GenBank genome assembly.